Molecule: messenger RNA, 1406 nt
Organism: Haliotis rubra (blacklip abalone)
Lineage: Eukaryota; Metazoa; Mollusca; Gastropoda; Lepetellida; Haliotidae
Product: GTPase IMAP family member 9-like
Exons: 2
Coding region: 179-1405 (408 amino acids)
Molecular function (GO): GTP binding
Source: RefSeq, a predicted model, not a curated record
CUGGGUAUUCCCAGUCUCAAAAUAGAGUGUUGUCAUAUUUUAUAUGUUCAAACAGCGUUAUAAUAUUAUUCCACACAAAGGACGAGUGCUGCUCGACGAAGGGUUAAGCACACCUUGAUUACUGACAAGUUGGGAGUUCCGUUCUUUGGGUGAUCAAGAAAUCCCCGAUUCUGCCAGCAUGGACAGACGAAUUGUAUUCCUCGGCCGAACUGGUUCUGGUAAGAGCACAACGGGAAAUAACAUCCUCCAAAAACAAGUCUUUGCUUCAAGCUCUUGUGGGUUAUCGGUGACAAAGCAAUGUCAAAGAGGAACUGCCAGAAGGAAUGGAGUAAACAUCGAGUUAGUUGACAGUCCGGGGUUAUUUGAUACAGGAAUGAGUAAUGAACUUGUUACUAAAGAAAUCGUCAAAUGCAUUGCCAUGACAGCCCCUGGCCCCCAUGUUUUUGUGAUGGUUCUGCGCAUCGAUCGUUUCACCAAAGAAGAACAAAACACCGUAGAACAUUUUAAGGAUGUCUUUGGUGGGGAAAUGCUGAAACACCUCCUGGUCCUUUUCACUAGAAAGGAUGACCUCAUUGCUGAUGGUAAGUCGAUCGAAGAUUUCAUUCACGCAUCACCAGAACCGCUGAGAGAGCUUCUAAACUCUUGCAAUAAUCGUUAUAUUGCUUUCAACAACAGGGGUUCGGAGGUGGAAAAAGAUCGGGACGUUCAAAACUUCCUGAGUCUGGUGGACAGGACUGUUAGAGAAAAUGGCAACACAUAUUACACCAAUGAAAUGUACGAGGAAGCUGAACGGGCUAUGAAGAGGAGAGAGGAGCAACUUAAGAAGGAGCACCAGGAAGAUGUGGACAGGGAAAGAAGACAGAUAGAAGAUGAAUGUCGAGAGAGGCUACGAGAAACGAACAAGAACGCAGACGAUAUGGUGCAAACUCUACAAGCGAAAAUCGCAGAACUGGAACAGGCAAAGCAAAACGAAAGCGAACCACAGAGUGUUAUAAAGGAACUGCAAGGUGAAUUAAAGGAGAUCAAACAAUUGCUGGCUGAUGUGAAGAAGGAUGCCGAGGAACAGAAAGCUAAAGCAGAAAAAGACGCUGCUGAAAGAACACUCCAAUGUCAGUCAGUGACGCCCGAUUUCAGAGAACAGGCAAAGCAGGAAGUUAACAAAAACCAAGAGAGGGCCAUGGCUGUUUUGAAGUUCUUAGGAGACACUGUGUUCCAAACAGUUUGCAAAGCAAUAGGUGAUGCUGUUGCUAAGGGUUUGGGAGAAGUAAUAGGGGCUCGAUUUCAAAAGGCAACUGACAAAAUCAAGAUAAAAAAAGAAAACCCCAACACAGCUGGUGUCAAAACUGGCGAAAAGGCAAAUUCCAAAACGGAAAAGAAGGCGAGUGAUAAGGAGAAAAAGAAAUAGA